CCGACCGCCAAUCAAUCACGGAAAAAUGGUUUAUCCAGCACGCUUUCAGGCGCCACAAGCUAACGCGCUGCAGUUGUCCUACUCGCCGGGGCAUACGCCAUUGCCACAGAAGCCGCGCAUGAUAAUACAGCUGCCGUCCUGGAAGAGUAUACGACGCACGGCCGGCGAAAUCAGCGCCUCCGCCUGGGAGCUGGCCUUCCGCUUCGGCCAGAGCACGACAAUUCACGGCGUCAAUCGGUUGUUCAGCAGGAACGCCGGAAAGUAUGAACGCUGCGUCUGGUUCCUCACCGUUAUGCUCGCUCUACUCGGCGCCAUUUACGUUAGUCUCUUGCUCUCUGAUCGCUUCAGCGAAGGCCGUUUAGAAACUGUAGUGGAUAGCACGCGUUGGCCCGUCUAUCAUAUUCGCUUUCCGGUAGUGGCCAUUUGCAAUUUGAACCAACUGAAUUGGCAAAGACUAGAAGAGGCCAAGCGUCGUUAUCUUGAGCCCGAUACGACACCGGAAAAUCAAGAACUUUUCGAGCGUGUUCUUGGCAGUUUUGACAACAUAAAGUUUGCCGGUUUUGAAAGUUUUAUGAAAUUCAAAAACAUUUCUCUCGAUUCGUUGAAUUACAUCAACUUUACCGAAGUAAUGACAUUUAUGACUUGGCGUUGCGAAGAAUUAUUAAGUGAAUGUAUUUGGAAUCAUUUCCCCAUGAACUGUUGUGACAUCUUCUCUUUGCGACGCAGCAAAAAUGGUCUCUGUUGGGCUUUCAACACUUUGGAAACGGAUGAGGGACGACAGCGCCAAAAGGUUGAUACGCUGUGGCCUUGGCAUACAGGUGCCGCCGGUCCGCGUAGUGGCCUCAUAGUGCGCGUAGAUGUCAAUCCAGAGAAACAGUAUCCCAAAAGCACCAACAAGAAGGGUGUAAAUGUUAUGAUCGUGGAACCAACCGUGUGGCAUAAGGAUCCAAUGAACAUACCGGAAAAUACGCACACAAUGAUAGAAGUGGAGCCCGUCGUUUAUUUCUAUGACAAUAACACGCGUGGAUUGGGUUCUAAGUUGAGAGAGUGCAUUUUCGAUGACGAAGGGGGCGCUAGAAAUUUUCGCACACUUCAAGGUUACGUUUAUAUGAUUGAAAAUUGCCAAUCGGAGUGUCAUCAACAGUACUUGGUGAAGUUUUGCAAUUGCACAAUGGAUCUGCUAUUUCCACCUGGACCCUAUCCUAGCUGUCGCGCAAAGGACUUGGUGUGUUUGGCGCAAAAUAACGAACACUUUGUGUAUUCACACAGCGCGGAGGAGGAAUUAUAUGUGCACAACUAUCACGAGGGCAUGAUUUGUGAGUGUUUCCGCAAUUGCUUCUCGCUCAACUAUAUGUCGGAUGCGCGUCCAUCAUUUCUACCGCCGGAAACGCGCGGCAAUCACUCAUAUAUCUUCUUGGAUGUACAUUUCCGUUUCGAGACAAUGAUGGUUUAUCGCACAAGUUUAAUCUUCGGUUGGGUGGACUUGAUGGUCGCCUUUGGUGGCAUUGCUGGUCUCUUUCUCGGCUGCUCGCUAAUUAGCACCAUGGAGUUGGCUUACUUUCUGCUCGUCGAUCUGCCUACCUUUGUGCUUCAAAAAUAUCGAAACAAUAAGAGUAAAAUGCAAGAUAAACGACGUUCUGUUGUUGGGCCCUUGGAGCAAUUACAAGUGAAAAAUAAUAAUUGGAAACAAAUUCAGCAGUUUAAUAUGAAAAGCCAGCUAAUUCAACCACAAAGCUAUGAAAGUCUUUAUAGCAACAGCAAAAUGAACAAGAAACUGCCGCUAAUCACAGACUGGCAGAACCCACCAGUCGCUAAAAUACACUACUAAAAAGUUUAUAAAGACUAUAAAUAUUUGUUGAGCAACUUAGUGGAAUUUAAAUGCGGAAAUAUCAAAACAAUAUGUAACUUAAAAUAUACAUAUGUCAAUGUAAUGAAAUCUGUGUUCGAAUCGCCAUUCUUCUACUCGCGCUCUUGGCACAAAAUUUACAUGUAAAAACAGCAACAAAGUUAUCGUGUUGCAUUUCACGAGUUAUGAGGAUACCUAGACAAAAUACUAUUUUUUUCAUUCGCUGCAACAGUAUUAAGGCAUCAUUAUUAUUUUGGACUCUUUAGACCAGUCUAACUAUUGUGAGUGGUUAAAAUUACAAGUUUAUUUAAAAGAUUUUUUAAAUCAUGAGGCUUAACAUUAAUAAUAAUUGAUUAUAGAAACGAAACUAAAGAAAAGAAAAAACAAAACUCAAAAAGAAGUAUUUCUCUCGCUAAAAAUAGUAUAAUUGCGCAUGCGCCAGAAAACAAGUCAGAACAGAAAUGCACGUCAAGUAAUGUCCGUUACUUUCAACAUCUGGUUUGUUCUAGUCACUACUCUCCAACACUUGGCGAAUCGAGAGGAACUAAUAAAAAAACAUUAAAAAUAAUUAUGGUUAAAUUACCAAGCUUAUAAC
Molecule: messenger RNA, 2441 nt
Organism: Bactrocera neohumeralis
Lineage: Eukaryota; Metazoa; Arthropoda; Insecta; Diptera; Tephritidae
Product: pickpocket protein 19-like
Exons: 7
Coding region: 26-1828 (600 amino acids)
Biological process (GO): sodium ion transmembrane transport
Cellular component (GO): membrane
Molecular function (GO): ligand-gated sodium channel activity
Source: RefSeq, a predicted model, not a curated record